Sinocyclocheilus anshuiensis is the source of this 2232-nucleotide messenger RNA. Its product is annotated as RNA-binding protein Nova-1-like. Gene Ontology annotation, molecular function: RNA binding. The record is from RefSeq and is a predicted model, not a curated record. The transcript is spliced from 6 exons. NCBI's taxonomy places the organism in Eukaryota, Metazoa, Chordata, Actinopteri, Cypriniformes, Cyprinidae. Bases 526 to 2079 code for a protein of 517 amino acids.
CUGCUUUGAGCUCCAGCAGAAACGCGCAAAGAUGCUCUGAAAGCAAGACUGCAGCAUCUCCGAGUCAGAGCCUACAAAAACAUCGCAUCUCCUCCAAGCGCUCACCCAGCGCUUCAACGCCAUCCAGCUCUAUCUGCAUGGUUUGUCCACCUGCAUGCGGGAUCCGCUGUUUUUUCUUUCGCCUCUUGUACAUUUCCCGUUGCUAUUUAUUAUCCGCGCGCAUCUUCCCAGUUUUUAGCAGUGAAUCUUUUGAGUUGUGCCGACCACUGAGGUCAUAUAUUGUUUUCAGCUGGAGAGCGCCAUCGCAGAGCCACGAGUGAGGACGUUUCCCACAUCACUUGUUAUUAAUAUCAGUACAGCCUGAGCCACUGGAUAUCGAUGCGCCUUUCAAUCCGUAUCUAGGCUGCUACGGAGGAUCGACGCACCCCAAACAUUCAUAUCAUCGUGGUUUCACAUUUAGAAACAACAUAUUUGCGUAUCGCGUGUAGGGAAAACAAGAUCGAGCCUAAAGCUUCUUUAUAAAAAAUGAUGGCCGGUGGGGCAGUGCAGCAAAACGGGAUUUUCUCCAAUCCGCAUCAUCACAAUCAACAGCCGCACAUGGAGUCUGAUCCCCCCGAUUCCCGCAAAAGACCCCUGGAGACCCCGACGGAGGCCAGCAGCACCAAGCGCACAAACACAGGAGAGAGAUGCAACCAACCGGCCAUCCAUGAUCCACCAUUUUCAUCAGAUUUUGUCGGAUUUCACGAGGAAGGCGAAUAUUUCUUAAAGGUGCUGAUUCCAAGCUACGCCGCAGGCUCCAUAAUUGGCAAGGGUGGUCAAACUAUUGUCCAGCUACAGAAAGAGACAGGGGCCACCAUCAAGCUGUCCAAAUCCAAAGACUUCUACCCGGGAACAACCGAGCGCGUCUGCUUGGUCCAGGGCACUGUAGAGGCGCUGAACAGUGUCCAUGACUUCAUCGCGGAGAAGGUGCGGGAGAUGCCGCAGAGCGCUCAGAAAACAGAGCCAGUUUGCAUACUUCAGCCACAGACCACCGUCAACCCUGACCGUGUCAAACAGGCCAAGCUGAUAGUGCCCAACAGCACGGCAGGGCUGAUCAUUGGCAAGGGCGGAGCCACGGUGAAGGCCGUCAUGGAGCAGUCUGGUGCCUGGGUCCAGCUCUCACAGAAACCCGAAGGCAUCAACCUGCAGGAACGCGUCGUCACUAUCAGCGGGGAGCCCGAGCAGAACCGCAAGGCUGUGGAGAUCAUUGUGCAGAAGAUCCAGGAGGACCCGCAGAGCAGCAGCUGUCUGAACAUCAGUUACUCUAACAUCUCUGGCCCUGUGGCCAACUCCAAUCCCACCGGUUCCCCAUACGCCAACUCUGCAGAGGUAAUGCCGGCUGCUGCUGCAGCGGCGGCGGCCACGGCCUCCAGUCUCCUGGGGCAGGCCAGUCUGGCGGGAGUAGGCGCCUUCCCCACCACCAUGUCCAGCUUCUCAGGGAACGACCUGCUGACUAUCACAUCCGCGCUGAACACGUUAGCCAGCUACGGAUACAAUACCAACUCCCUGGGCCUAGGGCUCAACCCUGCGGCUGCCUCAGGAGUCCUCGCUGCUGUGGCUGCAAGCGCUAACCCUGCCGCAGCCGCGGCCGCCAACCUGCUAGCCUCCUACGCCAAUGACGCAUCCACCAGCUCCGGCCACCACGCGACCAGCCUGGGAGGCUUCACGCUAGGCUCGCUCGCCGCCGCCACCGGAGCCACCAACGGCUACCUGAGCGCCGCUUCCCCGCUGAUGGCGAGUUCACUACUGGCCACCGAGAAGCUGACCGAGGGGGCCAAAGAUGUGGUGGAGAUUGCAGUGCCGGAGAACUUGGUGGGCGCCAUUUUGGGGAAGGGAGGCAAAACACUUGUGGAGUACCAAGAACUGACGGGAGCCCGCAUCCAGAUCUCCAAAAAGGGAGAGUUUGUUCCUGGCACCAGAAACCGUAAAGUUACCAUUACCGGAUCGCCAGCCGCCACACAGGCAGCCCAAUAUCUUAUCAGCCAGCGAAUCACAUACGAGCAGGGUGUGAGAGCCACCAAUCCGCAGAAGGUGGGCUAAAAACAGGGAGUAUGAAAAAAGGAGAGAAAAGAGUGGGGGAUGGGGAAGAUACAGAGAAAGAUGGAGGGCGUGAAUAUCAACGAAAAUCAGCCACAUUCUUUGUGGGAAAAAUCUCAGUAUUAAAAAAAAAGAUGGAAAUAAUUCCUCUCAAAG